AUGUCAGUGGAAGUUAUAAACGAACAGCCGCAAUUAUUAAAUACAACUCAUAAGCUUGCUAUACUUCAUGCUAUCAAAUGGAAGUUUGUGAUUGCCCUAGUCACCGUAGUUAUCGGUGCGAUAAUAUUGGGACCCAUUCUUGCAAUUCUUGUUCUACAUCCUAAAUUAUCAGCUAAUGCAACCAUCCAUUUCACAAUAACAACUACAGUACAACGACAACGCCAAGCACGCCGACCAUGA
Molecule: messenger RNA, 240 nt
Organism: Rotaria sp. Silwood2
Lineage: Eukaryota; Metazoa; Rotifera; Eurotatoria; Philodinida; Philodinidae
Source: the annotation of a GenBank genome assembly